AUGCGGGUUUCGCUUUGUCAAAUGGCCGUUGGAAGGUCAAAAGAAGCCAAUAUAUCAAAAGCCGUUAAUAUGAUAAUAGAUGCGGCUAAAAGGGGUUCGAAACUUGCGGUUUUACCAGAAUGUUUUAACUGUCCAUAUGGAACAAAAUAUUUCAAAGAGUAUUCAGAAGAACUUUCUGUUGGAAACCCUACUUUUGAUGCAAUUUCUAAAGUUGCAAAAGAGAAUAAAAUAUGGGUUAUAGCAGGUAGUAUACCUGAGAAAUCUGAUGGAAAAUUGUUUAAUUCAUCAAUGAUUUUUGAUUCUGAAGGAAAUUUACAACAUGUUCAUCGAAAGAUUCAUCUUUUUCGUAUUAAUACUGAUACUGUAAAAAUGGAUGAAGGUGAAGUUCUUUCUGCAGGAAAUGAAGCAACUCCUGUUUCUAUGGGUAAUGGAAUCAAAUUUGGUGUUGCAAUCUGUUUUGAUAUACGAUACCCACUUCUUGCUUGGAAAUAUGCAAGCGAAGGAACUUCUUUUUUGGUUUAUCCAGGUGCGUUUAAUAUGGUUACAGGACCAUUACAUUGGGAACUUACUGCUAGGGCGCGUGCUGUUGAUAAUCAACAAUUUGUUCUCAUGUGUUCACCUGCUCGUGAUACAGAGGCAGAGUAUAUUGCAUGGGGACACUCUAUGAUUGUUGAUCCUCUUGGAAAUGUACUGGCUACUGCUGAUGAAAAGGAGACAUAUGUUGAUGCAGAACUGGAUUUAAGUAUGAUUGAAAAAACGAGAAAACAGAUUCCAAUUAUGAGUGGGGUUCGUCAUGAUGCCUAUUCUCUUAAAUGGAAUUGA
Messenger RNA from Trypanosoma theileri, 822 nucleotides. Its product is annotated as putative nitrilase. Gene Ontology annotation, biological process: L-glutamine metabolic process; oxaloacetate metabolic process. The record is from RefSeq and is a predicted model, not a curated record. The transcript has a single exon. Gene Ontology annotation, molecular function: omega-amidase activity. NCBI's taxonomy places the organism in Eukaryota, Euglenozoa, Kinetoplastea, Trypanosomatida, Trypanosomatidae. The coding region runs from base 1 to 822 and encodes 273 amino acids. Gene Ontology annotation, cellular component: mitochondrion.